AUAACACUCGACAUGUCAUAAAUCUACUUUAAUGUGUUGUUUUUGUUUUGUUGUCAUUUGUUCGUCCUUCAGGAAAGAAUCGGAUGUCCAUCCCCCUCCAGGACUGAUCAACCCCUUCGGCUCUGGAGAAGAGGAACGCAGGUUGUUGCAGAGCUACAUUCAGCAAAGUCUACGCAACAGCCAGGGAAGUCCUGACAUCACUUCCUGGGAGCAAGAGGUGUUCUUCCUGUUUCGUCUCUACGAUUAUGAUCGCAGCGGAUUCUUGGAUGGCUUGGAGAUCAUGAAGCUGCUCUCUGACUACAACUCCCAUCAUGCACUAGGACCAGAGGCCAAUGAGCAUGUGGUGUCCAUGGUGGAUUUCUUACUACAAACUCAGGAUCUAAACCAGGAUGGCCUGCUGGACCCUUCAGAGCUGCUGUCGCCUUCAUUUAUUAACACACAGGGCUCAAGCAACAACCAAACUCCUCAUCAAGAGCAGGAGUUGGCAGAAGAGAACAUGCAAUCAAACACAUUUACUGUGGAGUCGAAUGCAGGAGCAAUGGAGCAGAAAGGCGAGCAGCAACUGGACGUAAUGACGCUUCAGGACGAACCCAUAAAGCAAACAGAGGAACAUCAAGAUCAAGAACUUCCUAAUGUGCUAGCAGAAACCCACCAUGCCCCUGUGCAUCAAGGACAACCAGAAAUAUAAAUAUUAACCACUUUACCAUUUAGCCUGCUGCAGAAAAAACUUUUAAAGAUAAAAUAUAAAUUAUAAAUUUAUCACUGUAAAUUGUAUUUUUUUUUUAUACGAGUCUCUAAGCAUAUUUUAACAAAUGGCUGUUAAAAUACUGGGCCUCUUCAAUGGCUUUCUGUCACAUUCUUUCUACGAAUAAAAUAAUUCCCACAGCUUUUACAAAGGUAGAGGUUUUAAAUUAAACUCAUAAUGCUUUCCAUAAAUUAAAAUGCUAUGAUUGGCAGAAAUAUUUCACAAAAAUAGUUUGUUCUCACAUGUUAGAAUACAAUAAAUAUAGAUAUGUCAGU
Molecule: messenger RNA, 1020 nt
Organism: Poecilia latipinna (sailfin molly)
Lineage: Eukaryota; Metazoa; Chordata; Actinopteri; Cyprinodontiformes; Poeciliidae
Gene: cgref1
Product: cell growth regulator with EF-hand domain 1
Exons: 5
Coding region: 32-688 (218 amino acids)
Molecular function (GO): calcium ion binding
Source: RefSeq, a predicted model, not a curated record